Ananas comosus (pineapple) is the source of this 3871-nucleotide messenger RNA. RefSeq names its product SAC3 family protein A. Gene Ontology annotation, cellular component: nucleus. Lineage: Eukaryota; Viridiplantae; Streptophyta; Magnoliopsida; Poales; Bromeliaceae. Bases 360 to 3293 code for a protein of 977 amino acids. The record is from RefSeq and is a predicted model, not a curated record. The transcript is spliced from 13 exons.
UCUCUCUGUAAAACUCUCGCUCGCUCGCGUUGGAACCCUAUUAAUACUGGGUCCGAAGACGAAGAAAUCUCAGAAGCCGCGAAAAAAAGCCCUCCUCGUUCCUUCCAGUUUUUCCUUAAUUUUCCUCUCGAUUGUUUCUUCAAAACAUUUUCUUCGAUUUUUUGUUUUUUGUUUUUUUACUCACGAGAAUCCGAUUUUUCCCUAGGCCUUGUUCCCCUUUUUGCGUCGAAAGAUUCCCCUGUUUUUUUUUUUUUUUUUCGUUUUUUUCUUUCCCCGCCCCUUUUGUGGUUUCUACUGUGGAUUUGAAUUGUUCGACCGUGUCGAUCCGUUCUCUAGUGGUGGAGAUUGAGCUUUUGAGGAUGGCGAACCAAGGAGGCGAUCCUGUCCCUGGAUCGGGUUCCACCGCCACUGAGGUUAUUGGUGGUGGCCAAGGGCAAACAGUACUAUAUCCUUCUUCAACUCCAAGUCAUCACUCGUGGUCCGCAUCAACGGCUCCUGCGACUGUCUCAUGGAAUUAUAAAACGGAUACCGCGACUGAAAAUGGAUAUCCAUCUAAUUCCGGAUACUACUAUGAUCCACUUAGGGACAUACCCAAUUCAGGAGCUACUCAAACUAAUACAAUAUCCACAAGUCAGAACACACCCAACGGGACACAAGAUUAUUCUGCUUAUGGCUAUACCAAUCCAGAAUAUCAGAAUUAUUAUUAUAACUAUCAUCAGCCCACCCAUGAUUCUUCCUCACAACAAUUAGGAGCAACUCAAAAUCAAAAUACAGGUGCAGCUUACCAGCCUCUUAGCUCAUUUCAGAAUUCAGGGUCUUCUUAUGUGGGUCCUACAAGUUAUUUAGGAACUUACUACAAUACUGGUGAUAAUCAGAAUACGGCGGGGUAUCAGAACAACAGCUAUUAUUAUCAUCAGCCGAAUCCCCCUCAUUCGUACUCAAGCUACUCAUCAUCAGAUGCAAAUUCAGUACAAAGUUCUACGGUUUCUACAAAUCCGGCUUAUUAUCAACAGCAAUACUAUCAAUGGCCUCAGUAUUAUAGUCAGAAUGCGCCUUCUCUUGGUUGUACUCCAGGAACGGAGAAUUCGUCCGUCACCAUGACUGCCACAUCAGCAGUUGGCGUUGGUGGUGGCUACUCAUAUCCAAGCAGCCAACCGCCGCCACCUGGCACUACAUCGUGGAGAAGAGAUGCUGGCACGUCUACUUUACCUUCUUUGCAGGAAAAAAGCAAUGCUGCAGCUUAUCAACCAACCGUCGAUCAGGAAGUUAGGGUUCCAGGGUUUCAAAGCCCUUAUAUCCCUCAAAUGCCCUCCUACUCACAAAAUACCAUGAAUACCUCUCCUUUACCAACAAAUAACCCGCAGAAUCAACAGAACCUUCUAUAUUCUCAACCUCUGACCGCACAUGUUCCUCCAGCAAAUCAAGCUCUGCCACCUCAACAUACCGUUGCCACAUUGGACACACAUCGGGUAAGCAAAAUGCAGAUUCCAACAAACCCUAGAAUUGCUUCAGGUCUGGCCUUGGGUGUUGCAAAGAGUGACAAGGAAAAUUCGACAGUCAAUGCGGCACCAAAACCUGCCUAUGUUGGUGUUUCGGUACCAAAGCAUAGCAGCAAAUCAUCUCAAGAAGAUACUGACUCCAUGAUCAAGGGAGCCUUCCCUGUAGCGCUUCGUGCAUAUGUUGAGCGGACUUUUGCUCGGUGCAAGAAUGAUGCACAAAGGGCUAUCAAUCAGAGUUUAAUGAAGGAGAUGGUUACCAAGGCAUCUGCUGAUGGAACACUUUUUACCAAGAACUGGGACAUGGAACCACUUUUUCCCCUGCCAAUAGACUCCAAUGAGCAGAACAAUUUGCAGAGUUCAGAUCUCCUCUCUUCCUUGUCGAAAUCUAAGAGUUCUGGUCGUCGCACGAAAAGCCGGUGGGAGCCUGCACCAGAAGAAAAGCUAGUUGAGAAGCCGGAACCGGUUACUAAUGAUUUAGCAAAGGUUGCUAGUUGGAGCCGUCCUGAAGCAACCGAACGAGCUGGGAGCAACACUUGGAAAUUGGCAAAGUUCCUCCCAUCGCAACAGCAGACGCCUUCAAAUAAAUUUAAUCAGAGGCCAGCAAAAAAGUCAAGAUUUUCUGAACCUUCAAAUGUAACUGAGAAUGGUGAUGCUUCGAGUGAUAGUGAUAAGGAGCAAUCCUUAACCAAAUACUACGCCGGUGCAAUUUCAUUAGCAAAUAAUCCGGAGGAAAAGAAAAGGCGUGAGCAUCGAUUUAAACGGUUUGAAAAGGUGCAGGAUGAUCAAAGAAAUGCUAAGAAUUAUAGGGCUAAAGAUGUUGGAGGUGGGAGCAUAUACACAAGAAGAGCGAGUGCAAUGCUUCUUGCUAAGACCCACGAAGAUGGUGCUAGUAGAGAGGUUGAAGAUAUUGAUUGGGAUGCCCUGACAGUGAAGGGGACAUGCCAGGAGAUUGAGAAACGCUAUCUCCGUCUUACUUCUGCCCCUGAUCCUUCCACAGUCAGACCGGAAGAUGUCUUGGAGAAGUCUCUUCAUAUGGUUCAGACAUCUCCAAAGAAUUAUCUUUAUAAAUGUGACCAACUUAAAUCUAUUCGUCAAGACCUAACCGUUCAAAGGAUUCAGAAUGGGCUCACUGUAAAGGUGUAUGAAACUCAUGCAAGAUUAGCAUUGCAAGCAGGCGAUUUGCCCGAGUAUAACCAGUGCCAAUCACAGCUAAAGCGGCUAUAUGCUGAUGGAAUCAAGGGAUGUCACAUGGAGUUCUCUGCUUACAAUCUGCUCUGCAUUAUCUUACACUCCAAUAACAAAAGAGAGCUUUCGUCAUUGAUGACAAGAUUAUCAGCUGAAGCGAAAGAAAAUGAGGCUGUUAAGCAUGCUCUUGCAGUCCAAUCUGCCGUCUCAUCUGGAAAUUACGUGCUAUUUUUCAGAUUGUAUAAGACGGCUCCAAACCUCAAUACCUGCCUUAUGGAUCUAUAUAUAGAGAAGAUGCGGUUCGAGGCUGUGAAAUGUAUGUCUAAAUCGUACCGGCCAACAGUACCUGUCAAAUACAUUUCGAGGAUUUUAGGAUUCUCGAGAAGUGUACAGGGAGAAGAAAGUGAAGAUAUGGUCAUGGACAAAUCAGAAGAAUGCGAGGAGUGGUUAAGAGCUCAUGGUGCGGUUCUUACAGUGGAAAGUAAUGGGGAACUGCAUCUGGACGCUAAGGCUUCUUCAUCAAGCCUUUACAUGCCAGAGCCGGAGGAUGCUGUAGCUCAUGGAGAUGCAAACCUUGCAGUUGACGAUUUCUUUACGCGAGCUUCUUAGCUAAUGGUACGUUUCUUGUGUAUUCUUUUGUUACAAUGCAGCAGAAGUUCAGGAGAAAGAAGCAAUGGCCUAAGGACCGGCAGUACCCAACAAACCUUUAGAAAGAAAGGGUCAGUUGAAGAUUACCCAGAAGCCUGAUUCAGUUUGAAGCACAACAAUCGUUCUGGAUCCUUCAGCACGCUUCUCUACUAUGCUUUUUCAUUCGGGGGACCAAAGCAUGCUCGAGUUUGGGCGAUAAAGUCACAGUAUUGGUGUCCAUGGGGAAGUAGUAUUACUCAAUUGCUCAUGCAAGCUAUAGAUGCAAAGUGUAAAUGUCCAUUAAUGUUGUCAACCAUUAGAAUCAUGUACAAACAAUAGAGUUUUUGUCGUAUAUUGAAAAACUCAUGUGAAAAAAAAAAUAACACGUUCUCAUUUGCCUCCAGAGAGAAGUUACCUGAACUAUUAUUGGAGGAAAUUUUGCUCAAACAAUAAGAGCUCGUCCUUUUUGAUUAGGACUGUCGGAAAUCGAAUUAUUGUUUGUUGAUUAUUAGAGAUGUAAAUGUAGCAGUUACAUAGAUAAUGUGGUGUUUUUGAACUAA